CGUUUCUGGCAUAACUUACAUUCCUUUGCACAAUCAUACCUAGCAACACAAACCAAACAGGACGAUAACUAUGUCUAAAUAAGGAAUUAUUGUUAAUAAUAUACUUAAUAUUAUAUGCAACAUUGGGUUCUUUGAAUUACAGUUAAGAUAAGAGCUGGUAAUUUUUGUUGAUGUAUAAAAUUGAAGCAAAUAACAUUACCACCACUAGGUCAGUUUGAUUUUUAUUAAUUAUGGCUGUCAGGGAAAUGUCAGUAUGGCUGUCUGAAGCUAGCUAUGAAAACGAGCCUAUGAAUGCAUUUGUUUAUAGAGCUAAAAUCAUUGAAGUCGGGAGAUUGUGUCGUUCUAUAGGCGACCAGUUAUCAGAGUCAAACGUCGAACACUACCAAAAUGAAAAUUUGGGUUUGUUAGUGCAGUACCUAAAAGCGCUUGUUGAGACUCUAAAUUUGCUGGAGCGCGAAAGUCAAAGUGAGAAAUUAGAGCCAAGAGAAACGGAGCUAAUAUUGAGAGGACUCUAUAAUUUAACAGAAUUGGGGAAUAAUGCGCUCAUCUUCCUAAUAUUAGAAAUAGCUUGUGCAUUUCUAAACAUGGAAAAAGAUCCGUUUCCAGAGGAAGGUCAAUACAUCAUGAAUUGUUUGGAAAAUGUCAAAGAGCACCAGGCUACUAUAGAGUCGUUAAUUAAGGACGCAAGUAGGUUGCUUGAAGAAAUGUUAGACAGUGAAAACUUCGGUUGCAUUGUGGGAAGAGAGUUUGACGAAGUCGUCAGGAAAGCAAAAAUUGAGAUUGAGUUGUGCAGCCGGAGAUUGAACGGAGCAGAAAAAGCUAUUAACAAGCUCGCUGAGAAAAUGAACAUCAUUAAAUGGGUGUCACGUGGUAUGCGUACUGCAGGUUUUGCCUUCUCCUCUUGUGUCCUGUACAAGCGAUAUCAAGAAUCGAGUCAGUCUUUGUUUGACUUGUUGCAGUUUGGGGGGCUCACUCUGCUCAUUGGGAAUAUGUGGAUGUUCUUUUUUGGAGUUAGACCAAGCGUUUUCUACGAAUCGAUUCCAAAACUCGAAGCACAACACCGUUUGUUGAAGGAAAAACUUAAUGAUUUGCGUAAAAGCUUGAUAAAAUUAUAGCCAUAUUGCUAUAUAUUCAGGACAUAUACCACUUUACAAUGAACGGUUUUAUUUCAGGAAUUUGUGAGAAUUAUAUCACCAGCAUUUUGUGAGAGGAGGACGCAAACAAAACAAUUGCUGCGGAGAAGAAAAGCAAAAUUUGCGCUAAAGUAUAUGGAAAACAAUGAAACAUUUUUCAUUUUUUGUUUCUCAGUUGUACUUUCCAGAGACACAGACGAGUAUUAGAGAUUAAUAAUCAUACCUGAUCUGCAUAAUUCACACUCAGAGAAAAAAAAUGAGUUUGUUAUGCGAAACUAAGUAUAAAUGACGAACUUAUGAUAUUUCUCACAGCUUUUGUUCAUAAUUCAAACCAUUAAGCUGAACUUUUUGCAAUAGUCUAAAGGCGUUAAGUAAAAUAUUUUUUGGUAAAAAGCACAGCAAGCGCUUCCUUUUGUUUUUUUAUACAAAAAAGGUACUUCAAAAGCAUUUCUUAUCUUAUUUACUGUAUACUUUCAUUGAUUGUAUCAUUUUUUAAUAGUAACCAUCUUUAUAUACAUUCAACAUCUUCAUUAUCAAGCAACGACGGAAUAAAACAUAUAAUAUGCGUAA
Xenia sp. Carnegie-2017 is the source of this 1703-nucleotide messenger RNA. RefSeq lists its product as uncharacterized. The transcript is spliced from 3 exons. NCBI's taxonomy places the organism in Eukaryota, Metazoa, Cnidaria, Anthozoa, Malacalcyonacea, Xeniidae. Bases 231 to 1115 code for a protein of 294 amino acids. The record is from RefSeq and is a predicted model, not a curated record.